UAAUUUCACAACAAACAAAAGCCGGGCUAUUAUUUCUUGACUCCUUAUUUUAUCCUCGCGACAAUGACAGCAGCACCUGGAAUCGACGGAGUGUACUCCAUUCGCUUGGUCAUAGCGGACUUUUAUAUGGAGAAGCCGCAGUUUGGACAGGAUCCCUGCUACUCGGAAUUGCGCGGGAAGGAAAUCAAACGAGUGCCGAUCAUUCGCAUAUUCGGGGCUAAUUCCAGUGGACAGAAAACCUGCAUGCAUGUGCACGGCGUGUUCCCCUAUUUCUACAUACCGUACGAUAAGAAGGACUUCGAAUCCUUGGAACGGGGCAUCCUACAGAUUGCCAUGCACCUGGACAAGGCACUCAAUAUAUCACUGGGGCAGGGCAGCGCCAAUGCUCAGCAUGUGUUCAAGAUCCAGUUGGUCAAGGGCAUACCGUUCUAUGGCUACCAUCGUGUGGAGCAUCAGUUUCUCAAAAUAUACAUGUUCAAUCCACGCUUCGUGCGACGCGCCGCCAACCUUCUCCAGAGCGGGGCCAUACUCAGCAAGAACUUCAAUCCACACGAGUCCCAUGUGCCCUACAUACUACAGUUCAUGAUCGACUACAAUCUGUAUGGAAUGAGCUAUCUGCAUGUACCAUUGGAGGUGCUCAAGUUCCGUCGUAGCCAUGAGGAUGAAGUGAUUCCCUAUCCAAAUGUGAAGCCCGAACAGCUGCUGGAGAUUUGCAGCGUUAAGAAGAUGGCCUGCAGCUCCUUGGAAGUGGACGUCAGUUCGAACUUUAUACUGAAUCGCUUUCAACUAGUCGCCAAGGGCAAGGGCAGUCAUACAAAUCCCGGCAUUGAGGCUAUCUGGAAUGACGAGAAUAUCCGGCGCCAAAAGCUGGCCCAAAGCUACGCUGCAGCCGCCGAUGAGCAGAAAGUCAAUGCGAUUCCAGUCCUGCAAUUGCCGCCCACGCAGCCACGACAGCAUGUGGAAGUCGCCGAGAGUGAUGUUUUCUACCGCACGGCUCUCGAGAGCAAACUGCUUACCCUGGAGCAGUCGACGCUCUCCGACCAAACACUGUCGGAUCAGACGCAUCUCGGCAAUGCCACCAUACAGACCACUUUGCCGCCCAGCAGCAAGGAGCAGCGACGCACAUUCAACCUGCAAAAACUGAUGGCCAAUGCUGUUUAUCCCGAGGAAUGCUCCCAGGAUCAGCAGCAGCUGCUGGUCAACGCAUCGUUUAUCCAGAAUCAUAUAGCGAGCAGCAGCAAUAUCAGCCUUUCUGGCGCUUUCUUUGCAGAAAAGGACGAGUCAGCCAACAUGGAUGAAACGCUGGUGGAUGAGGAACUCGUCUUGAGCCUGACCCAGCCCCAUGGAGCUGUGCCACACGAUGCCACCUUGAGGGAAGAGGACCUGGAACUGCUUGACGUCCUGCAACAGCUGGAGGAGCAGAGUGCGAAUGAAUCGCGCAUUGAUUUGGACAGUUCGUUGGCGCCCCUGUCGCAGCAACACAAACACUUUGAACUAACUCCAGAGCUGUUGGACAAGGAGACGGCCGCAGCUGCUGUCGGUCCCCACUUGGCAUCCGAUGAAGACUGUGAUUCUGAGGAGGAAACGAACCCAGGGAGCAGGCAUGACUUCUCCACCGCCCUGGACGAUAUCGAUGAGCUGUUGCUCAAGCUAACUCAAAGUCAACCUGCAUCGAAAGGACAGGGGGAGCUAGAUCCCACACCAAAGCUGCCGCAGAUCGAUGGCUCGGAUGAUCACCAGCGCACACCGAAAAAGUUGAGGGGCAAGGCGAAUGCGAACGGGAGUCCUCCCAAGACACCCACGACACCUAAAAGAGACAGCCUGUUGAGGUCUCCGCGCACACCCAAAUCCAGUGCCGCCAAGAAAUAUGCCCCGCUGCCUCUCACCAUCGGCAGCAGAAGCUCCACGAAGAAAAGUGAUGUGGAAGCGACAGGGACAGCCAUGAACCCUCGACUUAGUCUGCAGCUCGACCAACAACCAGGCACACAAGGUGCUGAGCUGUCGCUGGGCAAGAAGCUGGCCAUGACGGAGCUGCGCCGCAAAAGUGUCGAGGAGUCGUCAAACAGUUUCGUCCUGUUGCAGAACGACUCCACUCCACGGCGCAGUACCAGGAGACUCAGCCGCAAUCUGGACAAGACUCACCUCAUCUGCUCCUUGACACCGCGAGUGAAAAUUCCCAGGCUCACGGAUCUGUUCGAAACAGCUGUCGAUGCUGAGGAGGUGCAGAAAAUGCCACGUCGUAGUGCGCGUCAUCAGGCUGAAAAGGAGAGUCCUUUGGGACCAGAGGCCAGUAAGGGGAGAUCCCAAAAGUCGAAGAAAGUCCAAGCUGAAUCCUGUAAAGAUUUAGUUACGCCCAGUCGGAUAAUACGUAAAAGUAUUCGAAAAGAAAUCGAAUCUGAAGAAGCCCAAAAUGUGAAUCUCCAGCAAGGCAAGGAGGCGGAGUCUGUUCCUGAAGAAAUGCCAGAACAAGAAGCGAAACCCAGCGAGGCGACCACCCUACCAGUUAGCGAUGAUGAGGCGAUCGAAUCCGAUACUGAAGGCGACCAAAUGUUCACCAAACUACGAAAGACACCGAAUCUGAGGCGUCUGCGAAGGAGUUUCCGUUCGGAGGUUUUGACCAAACAGCACCAGGCGACGCCAACCACAGGGACUCCUCCUCCUGCCGAACCAGUCGAGGGCCAGACCACUCCACAGCUGAGUCCCAUGAGCAACGAGAGCCACACACCGGAGCUAAUGAAGAGCUUCUAUGAGCACUCACUGAUCGUGAACAGUCCGUCGGUAUUUAGUGAUCUCAUAGACAGUCCCCAGCCUUCUCCUGCUCUUGCACCUGCCACGCCAAAGGCUGAUGAUGCCUUCGUCAUUGCUCCCUUGGAGCUGCCACCCACCUACGAUGAAGUGGUACGCGGCUGCCGUAAGCUGGACAUACCCGAACACGAGUUCCAGCAGCCCUUCUACAGCAAUCCGGCCGAUGUGAGCAAGGUAACCGAGGUGGGAUUCCUGGUCCUCCACAUUCCCGGCAAUAAGCUCAACGACUGUGAUCCCUUCCAAAGCGUCCUGGGCAACGACAAGGGCUUGGCUGCCUGGCGUCGUCAGCAGCUCAUUGCCAUCGGCGGACCGGCCAUGCUGCAGCGUCAUCGAGGCGAGCAGCGCAUCCGGGAGUACUUCAGUAGUGGCCAGACGAUUGCCAUUCAGCCGGCACAAAGUGCGCCCAGUCGUCAGGAGGCCAAGAUCUGGCUGAAGGCCAGGGAGCUGCUGCGGCAGCGGGAAGAGCCAGAGAGAGGCAACGAUGUCGACAGUCCGAUCAAGGUGAAGCGCCAGAAGAUCACCAUGAUGCUGCAGAACGAUGGAGGCGACGCUGACAGCGAGGAGGAUGUUGAUUGUAGCCUCAGCCUCACACCAAUUUCCCAGGCAAACGCAAAAGCAACGCCCAUAAGCAGUAAGGGCCAGAAGGCCUCGCGUUCCACACGCCGAACCAAACUCAACUUUAAGGCAUCCUUGGACGAAACAGGGGAGCCCCAGCAGGUCGCUGGAGGCAGCAGUCAGAGCAGCGACCAGAGCAGCGUGUCAAGCAGUGCCGCACAGGCGGAACUGGAUCGUACCUGCUUCCUGCGGCAGCUGGACGGUCCCCACCAGGAGGGGCACCACGAGCUCAGCUUCGGCUUGAGCCAUGCCACGCUGGACAACACGUUUGGCUUCAAGGUGAAUCUGGAGAACCUGCAACAAGCCAAGGCGGACAUUGAGUGCAACUAUUUGACCAUAAUGACGCUGGAGGUGUUUGUGCUGACGCGCGGGGAGCUGCAACCCGAUCCGAUGCACGACGAGAUCCGCUGCCUGUUCUAUGCCAUCGAGCACAGCCUGCCGGAUGCGGAUGCGGAGGGUUCGCUGCCCAGCAAGUCCUGUGGCUACAUUAUGGUUAACCAUGCCCAGGAUCUGCUCAGCGAGGGACUGAUACACGGCCUGGACAAGGACAUUGAUGUUCAGGUGGUAUCCAAUGAGGCAGAGGCCAUGGAGGCUCUGUUGGCACUGUGCGCCCGCUGGGACGCCGACAUCUAUGCCGGCUACGAGAUCGAGAUGGCCUCCUGGGGCUAUGUGAUCGAUCGGGCAAAGCAUCUGUGCUUCAACAUAGCCCCCCUGCUGUCGCGCGUGCCCACGCAGAAGGUGCGCGACUUUGUCGACGAGGAUCGGGAGCAGUUCACCGACCUGGAUGUGGAGAUGAAGCUCUGCGGCCGCAUACUGCUAGACGUGUGGCGACUGAUGCGCUCCGAGAUUGCCCUCACCUCGUACACCUUCGAGAACGUAAUGUACCACAUCCUGCACAAGCGCUGUCCCUGGCACAGCCCCAAGACGCUCACCGAGUGGUUCGCCUCGCCCUGCACCCGCUGGAUCGUGCUGGAGUACCAUCUGGAGCGUGUCAGAGGUACUCUGGCGCUGCUCGAUCAGUUGGAUCUGCUGGGACGCACCAGCGAAAUGGCCAAGCUCAUUGGCAUCCAGUUCUACGAGGUUCUGUCGCGAGGAUCCCAGUUUCGGGUCGAGAGCAUGAUGCUCAGAAUUGCCAAGCCCAAGAACGUGGUGCCGCUCUCGCCCAGCGUCCAGCAGCGGGCGCACAUGCGGGCGCCCGAGUAUCUGGCGCUGAUCCUGGAGCCGCAGUCCCGCUUCUACGCUGAUCCGCUGAUUGUGCUCGACUUUCAGAGUCUCUACCCCAGCAUGAUUAUUGCCUACAACUAUUGCUUCUCCACCUGCCUGGGCCGGGUGGAGCAUCUAGGUGGCAGCUCGCCCUUCGAGUUUGGCGCCUCCCAGCUACGCGUGUCCCGCCAUAUGCUGCAGAAACUGCUGGAGCACGAUCUGGUCACGGUGUCGCCUUGCGGCGUGGUGUUUGUGAAGCGUGAGGUGAGGGAGGGCAUCCUGCCGCGCAUGCUAACCGAGAUCCUGGACACACGCCUGAUGGUCAAGCAGUCGAUGAAGCUUCACAAGGAUAACUCUGCCCUCCAGCGGAUUCUGCACUCCCGUCAGCUGGGUCUGAAGCUGAUGGCCAAUGUAACCUACGGCUACACGGCGGCCAACUUUAGCGGCCGCAUGCCGGCCGUGGAGGUGGGCGACUCAGUCGUUUCCAAGGGCCGCGAGACUCUGGAGCGGGCCAUUAAGCUGGUGGAGGGCAACGAGGAGUGGAAGGUGCGCGUUGUGUACGGCGACACGGAUUCGAUGUUUGUCCUGGUGCCAGGCCGCAAUCGGGCAGAGGCAUUCCGGAUAGGCGAGGAGAUAGCCCAUGCCGUCACCGAGAUGAGUCCCCAGCCAGUGAAGCUGAAGCUGGAGAAGGUCUACCAGCCCUGCCUGCUCCAGACCAAGAAGCGCUAUGUCGGCUACAUGUACGAGACGGCCGAUCAGGCGCAGCCCGUCUACGAGGCCAAGGGCAUUGAGACGGUGCGUAGAGAUGGCUGUCCGGCAGUGGCCAAGAUGCUGGAGAAGGUGCUCCGCCUGCUCUUCGAGACGGCGGACGUUAGCCAGGUGAAGCAGUACGUCUGCCGGCAGUUCACCAAACUGCUCUCCGGACGGGCCAACCUGCAGGACCUCAUCUUUGCCAAAGAGUUCCGCGGACUCAAUGGCUACAAGCCCACGGCCUGUGUGCCCGCCCUGCAGCUAACGCGAAAGUGGAUGCAGAAGGAUCCCAGGCGCAUACCGCGACGCGGCGAGCGCGUACCCUUCAUCAUUAUCAACGGGCCGCCGGGCGUGCAGCUCAUCAGACUUGUGCGUAGUCCCCAUGAAAUUCUGGCCAACGAGGGACACAAGAUCAAUGCCAUCUAUUACAUCACUAAGGCCAUUAUUCCGCCCCUGAACCGCUGCCUGCUGCUGGUGGGAGCCGAUGUCAACGAUUGGUUCACCAGCCUGCCGCGCAAGCUCCUCAUGAUGCCCGCCCUGGCCACGGCCAAUGAGUUGGCCAGCGGUCGGGGCGCCAAGUCCACCAUCUCCCAGUAUUUCUCCACCACCAGCUGUGUGAUCGAUUGCGGCCGCCAGACCAAGGCCGGCAUUUGUCCCGAAUGCCUGAGGAACGCCACCAAAUGCGUUGUCACGCUGUCCGACAAGGUGGCUCGCCUGGAGCGUGGCUACCAGCUGACGCAGCAGAUCUGCCAGUCCUGCUGCGGGCGUGCGGGCAACCUACAGUGCGACUCCCUCGACUGCCCCGUGCGCUAUGUGCUGGAGGUAAAGCGACGCGAUGUCCAGCAGAUUGGACACAUUCGCAGGCUGCUCGAGGAGAAUUUCUGAGAAAUUUAUAUGUCGUCGUGUUUUAUUAUUAAUUGUCGGAAUUUCACGGAUUUUAUCAGACAUUUCAUCAAAGCCACGCAAUUAUCGGGUUGCUUGUACAUAUAUUUGAUGGUGUGGUUUACCUUUCACUGGCUCUCUUUCUUGUUCGCCUGUGAGGAUAUAACUGUCGCUACUACGAUCAUUUCUCAGCGAGUCUCAAACAACAGGGGCACAGCAAUAGAAUAGAGAUUUCCUAUUCUAACGAAUAACGAACCUACACAGAAAGCAGCCAGCUCACAAUUUCGUAGUCAGUUCUUCAUGCACAUUUAAUUGACCAAAAUACACUGAGAAUAAUCUUACGAUCCGUCACAUACAUGUAUAUUCGUAUAUUUUGUAACUUUUUGCACGCAUAAAAAAGUUAAAAUUA
This is a messenger RNA of Drosophila obscura, 6664 nucleotides long. RefSeq names its product DNA polymerase zeta catalytic subunit (gene DNApol-zeta). Gene Ontology annotation, biological process: double-strand break repair via homologous recombination; translesion synthesis. The transcript is spliced from 12 exons. The coding region runs from base 64 to 6258 and encodes 2064 amino acids. Gene Ontology annotation, molecular function: DNA-directed DNA polymerase activity; nucleotide binding; DNA binding. The record is from RefSeq and is a predicted model, not a curated record. Gene Ontology annotation, cellular component: zeta DNA polymerase complex; nucleus. NCBI's taxonomy places the organism in Eukaryota, Metazoa, Arthropoda, Insecta, Diptera, Drosophilidae.